AUGGCCCAACAGGGACAAACUGCUCCAAACUGCUCUCUAUCUACCCCUUUGGGCGCUAAGCUAAGCCAGGUUGGGGGAAAUCGUAGCUCAGACCAGCCGGGAAGUGGGGCCCAGAAUGAAUGGGGAGUCGAUCCCAGCGUGGGUGGACGAAUCAGCGUCGGGGCCGCUGGCAUGGCAAAUGCACCCUCCACGCCUGCAAAAUGGGCCGCUAUCAUGCCAGGGAUAAUAACACAGUACCAGGGGGGCUUUCGGAGCAAUGAGUUUGCAGCUGGCGAUUACAUCACGAACCAGAGUCUCUGCAUCAUUGCAAUCAACGCCCGUCAUCACCGACGGCUCAAACGGCCGGUUACUCCAAAUACUCAGUCUAAACUGGAUUCAGCAGCCGGGUCUGUGUCUUUGGAAUCGGAUAAGCUCCGUCAGUUUUCAUGGUUUUCACCUGACUCGCCUUUACUAUCCUCUCCAACAUCAUAUGAAUCUGCCCACCGGAGACCAUCCUCGGUCGGCAACGAUCUCGAUGCGAACUGCCUUCACGUGGCUGCACUGGACGAUCGGCCUCAGGGGUCCCACGACCGGCGAACUGCCGCUCCGUCUACCUACGGGACCAUUCCGUUCGCGCCAGAGCAGUUGACACUUAGCCUUUUGCUUGCAUCGUCCUCCUUGCAGACAAUGAUCCAGCCUGGGAUUAGGGAGAGGGCGGCAAAUGCGACAGAAUCUAUGCUCGUUUUAUCCACUGCCUACCCACAGACUCCCUUUCAACAGAGCUCCGCGGAGUGCUAUGUCACCAUGGGAGAAAGCAUUGGGACAGUCAUCCAAGCUCCGUAG
Molecule: messenger RNA, 822 nt
Organism: Aspergillus niger
Lineage: Eukaryota; Fungi; Ascomycota; Eurotiomycetes; Eurotiales; Aspergillaceae
Exons: 6
Coding region: 1-822 (273 amino acids)
Source: RefSeq, a predicted model, not a curated record